AAACUAUGAAAAAAACGAAAUAUAAUAUGAAAAAAAAGAAAGUGAAGACGGAUAAAUUUAUAAUUAAAAAAUUUAAAUAAAUUCAUUUUAAAAUAAUAAAAAAUAAACUAAUAUAAAACUCAAAAAUAAAAUAUCUAAAAAAGAAGAAAAUUCAACAAAAAAAUCAUAAUAAAUCACAAAAAAUAAAUUAAAUAGCAAAAAAAAGCCAACAAUAUUAAAUUAUAGAUCAGAUACUCCCGAUUUGUUACUAAGUUUAAUAGAUUCUUUAAUAUAAAAAGACAUAUUUUAAGUUUUAAGGAAAUAAUUUGCUAACACAUAUGUAGACGAUCUUUUAAAUGAAUGCGAGUAAUCAUAAUAAAUAGAAAAUAUAAAAGAUGUUCUAUUUUUAAUACCUAUGAAUAUUCGAAAUACAUAUAAAUAUAAGACUAUAAUAAUGAAAAAAAAGGAAGAAAUAACAAAAAAAAUAUUGAAUUAAAACUUAAUGAAAAUAAUUAUAAUAUAUUUUAAAAUUAUAUUAAUGUUUUUUAUUAAUAAAAUGGUGACGUUUUUUAUUUCUAGAAAUAAAUUUUAAACGAAAAUCUUAUAAAUUAUUUAAGUCAAACUUAAAUUUUUAAUAUUGAUAAAAUUAGAGAAAGAGUAUUUUAAUUUAUAAAUAUAUUAAAAAAUAAAAUUAAAAAAUUAAAGGUUAAAAAUAAUAUUUAUUAUCAAUAUGAAAAAUUCGAUUUAGAUAUUAAAAAAUUAUUCAAUUUUACUUUAAUUUUUAGAUGUUAAAGUAUGAAUUCUUAUAAAUACAUCAAUUAUUUAAUUCAAUAAUACGAAUAGAAUGUAUAAAAUAAUAAUAUAAUCAAUAAAUUCAUAGAAAUGAAGAAAAAUGACCUUUUUAAUUUACUAAAUAUUGAUUUAUGUAAUAAAUUAAAAGUUAAAAAAUGGCCUAUAAUACCCUAAUAUUACCGAAAUUAUGAAUAAAUAGAAGAUUUUUGUAUAUAGCCGAUGUCUUGGGAAAAUAAAAUAUAGGAAAAAAUAAGGUCAGAGAAAAAUCCGAGUAAAUGUGAUAAUAAAUGUGUUUGCGAAAAUUUAGAAAAAAUGGGAAAAUUCGAUUUAGAGAAAAGUACUUGGAAAAGCAAAUGCCCAAACAGGGGAAAUCGAAUAGAAUGUAAAGAUUGCAAUUGUAAGAAUUAAAGUAUAUCUAAAAAAGAGAAAAAAAUUAUAGGAUAAGAUGUAGAAGAAAAUGUUAGUUGGGGAAUCGAUUUAUAUACAAAAAAAAAUAUUUUUUAUGUUAUUAAUGAAUGUGCAUCUGAUAAAGAUAAAAAUUAAUUUAUUUAAUUUUAACUAUUAAAGGCAGUUAAUUUAUUAAAGGAAAACGGAUGGGAUAUUUAAAAGGUUUGCUAGUUUAUUAUAGAUAAUAGUUAAAAGAAAUGCUAAAUAGGAUAAGAUUAUAGAAAUUAUCUUUUUUCUAAUUAAGAUAAGAAGUUCUCAAAAUGUAUUUUAAAUUGUAUUUUAUUCAUGUAAUAGGAAGUUAUAAGUAAAAAUUUAGAUAAAAAUAAUAUUUUUUAGGAAGCAUUUAGAAUUCAUACUAAAGGAAUAGGAUUAACUUGUAUAAAUUCUUAAGGUAUACAAAAAAAUGAGUUUAUUACUGAGUAUGUAGGGGAAAUAUAUGAACCUUGGAGAUGGUUUGAAAAAUAAGACUUACUUAAAAAAUUUAUAAAGGAAAAUAAUUAGUAAAAUAUAUUGCCAGAUUUUUGGAAUAUUAUGCUAGAAAUUCAUAAAGAUGAUCCUAAAGGAUAUGAUAUUUUGUUUAUUGAUCCUAUUAUUAAAGGUAAUUUUUCAAGCAGAUUAAACCAUUCCUGUUAGGCUAAUUGUGGAACUGUCCCCGUUAUUAAUAAUGAAGGAAAAUAUGUUAUUGGAUUAUAUGCUAUGUAAUAAAUUAGUUAUGGAGAAGAAUUGACUUUCGAUUAUAUGGCAGUUACAGAAAGUAAAUAAGAACAUAAUAGGGCUUUAUGUUUAUGUGGAUCAAGUAAAUGUAGAGGAAAAUAUCUAGAAUUAUCAACUACAGGUAUAAAAGAAUAUAAUUAAAUACUUGAAGAUAUAAGUUGCUUUUUACAUCGAACUUAUAUUUUAGAAUAUUCUUGUAGAAAAAAUGUAUAAUUAAAUGCAGAAGAUGAAUAACUUUUAGAAUCAGAAAGCUUUAGAAGUAAUAUCAAAUAAGGAUGCCCUAUUUGGCUUUUAAAAUGGAUAUGUUAAAGUCUUAGAAUUAUUAAUUAAGAAUAUAAUAUUUUCUUAUAAGAAUUAAGGAAUAAAAAUAAAUAUACAAAUUUUAGAAUAUUAAAAUAUUAAGCAUAAACAAAAAAAGAUAAUAGAAUUUAAAAUUUAGUAAUAACAAUUAAUAAGGUAAAAUAUUUUAUUAAUAAAACAAAUGAUCCUAAGCCUCCUUUAUAAUAAUUGAAUUAAGAAUAUAUAUUAAAUAUAUUAUGGCUUAAUGAUAAAUAAUAUUCUAUAAAAGAAGGAAUAAAUGAAAUUUUAUAAAAUAUUCCUGAUAAUGAAACUAAUUAUUAGUAUGUAAUAUAUUCAAGAAAUUUAAUCAAUUCUAUAGACAAAUAAGUACAGAUUUAUAAUUCUUUUAAAUAAUAUUCUUAAUCUUUAUUACUAAUAAGAUUUGGAUUACUUACUAUUAGUGAUUUUCUUUAAUAAAUUUAAAAUUAAUAAAUAACUUCUAGUCUUUUACAUUUUCAUGCUUUUACUCAUAUUUAUUUUACAAAUUAUGCAUAUAAAUAAUUUACUAGUGAAGAAAUACUUAUAUAGAAAGGAGAUGUUAUUAAUGUAGAACUUUACGAAGAAAAACAGUCGCAAAAUUAAGAAUAGGGGUUAGAUAAUUUCCUAAAAAAACUUUCUAAAACAUAUUAAUCAUUAUUUGUAUGGGGGCAAUUAAAUAUUUGGUAUAAAUAAUCAGUAGCUAAUCCAGGAAAUUUACUUUCAGCAGAAAGAAGAGGAACAAUAGUUUAUCCUUGUUUGCAAAACUUCAUCAGCAUUCAAAAUGAUAAAAAGUAUUAAUGUAGUAAAAGUAUAAUUAAUUAAAUAUAAAAACAAAGAAAUAAAUAUUGGGAAGUAGAAGAAUUUAAGAAAUAUAAUUUUAAAAAUAAUAACGG
Messenger RNA from Ichthyophthirius multifiliis, 3143 nucleotides. Its product is annotated as SET domain protein. The annotation marks the transcript as partial. Gene Ontology annotation, molecular function: protein binding. The record is from RefSeq and is a predicted model, not a curated record. The transcript is spliced from 7 exons. Lineage: Eukaryota; Ciliophora; Oligohymenophorea; Hymenostomatida.